Molecule: messenger RNA, 3732 nt
Organism: Anopheles marshallii
Lineage: Eukaryota; Metazoa; Arthropoda; Insecta; Diptera; Culicidae
Gene: SMC1
Product: structural maintenance of chromosomes protein 1A
Exons: 3
Coding region: 1-3732 (1243 amino acids)
Biological process (GO): sister chromatid cohesion
Cellular component (GO): nucleus; chromosome; cohesin complex
Molecular function (GO): ATP binding; protein binding; ATP hydrolysis activity
Source: RefSeq, a predicted model, not a curated record
AUGUCAGCUUUUUUGCGGCUCAUUGAGGUGGAGAAUUUCAAGUCCUACCGGGGUCACACUACGAUCGGACCGUUGAAACAGUUUUCAGCCGUAAUUGGCCCCAAUGGAUCUGGAAAAUCUAACUUCAUGGACGCCAUCAGCUUUGUUAUGGGCGAGAAAACGAGCAGUCUUCGUGUGCGUAAGCUGACGGAACUAAUCAAUGGUGCCUCAAUUGGGCGUCCGAUUUCGAACCGUGCGUCAGUGAUGGCUAGAUUUGUAAUAACGGGCGAAACGGGAGAAGAAGUCGAAAAAACCUUCCAACGGUCCGUGAUUAAUGCAUCCUCUGAAUAUCGUAUCAACAGUUCGGUGGUGUCGCCGCAACACUACCUAGCCGAGCUGGAAAAAUUGGGAAUCAAUGUGAAGGCAAAAAAUUUUCUCGUCUUCCAAGGGGCCGUCGAAACCAUUGCUAUUAAGAAUGCGAAAGAGCGUACAGCACUAUUCGAGGAAAUCAGUGGAUCGGGCUUGCUUAAGGAGGAAUAUAAUCGGCUCAAGCACGAGAUGCAGAUGGCCGAAGAAGAAACGCAAUUUACGUACCAAAAGAAGAAAGGUAUAGCGGCCGAGCGCAAGGAGGCGAAACUUGAAAAGCAGGAGGCUGACCGGUACACGAGCUUGAAGCAGGAAUGUAGCGAAAAGCAGGUCCACUAUCAGCUGUUCCGCCUGUUCCACAACGAGAAAGAGUCGAAGCGGCUAAAGGAGGAUCAAAUCAGCAAACAACAAGAGCUGAACAUUAUCGAAAAACGAAAGGAGGAAGCGGACGAAAUUUUGAAGGAAAAAAAGAAAGAGGUCGGCAAAAUGACGCGGGAAAUGGCCAAGAAGGAACAGGAAAUACGGGAAGUAGAAGCGGAAAUGAGCAAACGUCAUCCAAUGUUCAUAAAGGCGAAGGAAAAAGUAUCGCACACACAGAAAAAGCUAAACGGUGCGUUGAAAACGCUUGAGCAAGCUCGCCGAGCCGACGAAGCGCACCAGGCCGACAUUAAGAAACUCGUGGACGAGCUGCACGAAGUCGAGGUGAAAAGGUCAGCAUUCGAGAACGAGGUGGCCGGGGAAUCGAAGAAGCGUGGUAGCGAUGUCCAUCUCGAGCGCGAUUUGGUGCAAGAGUACGAUAGGCUGAAACAGAAAGCCGACGCUAUGGCCGGAAAAUAUCUUAUCAAUCUGGAUUCGGUGAACCGCGAACAGAAAUCGGAUCAGGAUCUGCUGGACAGUGAAAUCAACAAGAAAGCACAGAUCGAGGAGAAUUACAAGAAAAUCGAGUCCGAGAAAAACGAAGCCCUAAAGCGACAGGAGAAACUAAUCGAUCACAUUAAAACUAGCAAAAUGGGGCUGGAAGAACAGCGCCGCAUUAAGGCCGAGCUGAGCCAAGACGUUGGUACCUCGAAAGAGCGCAUUCACGAGCUGCAAUCGGAGUUGGAUAAUGUGCGCGAGCAGUUGGGUGAUGCAAAGAUCGACAAGCACGAGGAUGCGCGCCGUAAGAAGAAGCAGGAAGUUGUGGAACUAUUUAAGCAUGAAGUCCCGGGAGUUUAUGAUCGCAUGAUCAAUAUGUGUCAGCCGACACAUAAGCGCUACAACGUGGCAGUAACGAAGGUGCUGGGCAAGUAUAUGGAAGCGAUCAUUGUGGACACGGAAAAAACGGCACGGCGCUGCAUUCAGAUACUGAAGGAGAAAAUGCUGGAUGUAGAAACGUUCUUACCGUUGGACUAUCUGCAGAAGAAACCGCUUAAAGAGCGGCUCAGGAACAUUGAAGAGCCACGAAAUGUGAAGUUGAUUUACGAUGUGCUAAAGUACAGUCCGCCCGAAAUCGAACAAGCCGUCCUGUUUGCGACCAACAAUGCCCUGGUUUGUGAAACGCCGGACGAUGCGAUGAAGGUGGCGUACGAAAUCGAUCGUAGCCGGUACGAUGCUUUGGCGCUGGAUGGUACCUUCUACCAAAAGUCGGGCAUCAUCUCGGGAGGUAGUCACGAUCUCGCCAGAAAGGCCAAACGCUGGGACGAGAAACAUAUGGCACAGUUGAAGCUGCAGAAGGAAAAAAUCACCGAGGAGUUGAAGGAGGUAAUGAAGAAAACGCGACGCCAGGGUGAGCUGACGACGGUCGAGAGUCAAAUACGGGGUCUAGAAAACCGGCUAAAGUACAGCCAAAACGAUCUUGAAACGUCCAAGAAGAACAUGAAUGAGUACGAUAAGCAGUUGGAAGAUUUUACCCGGCAGCUGGAUCAGAUUGGGCCAAAGAUUAGCGAAAUCGAACGUAGAAUGCAACAACGCGAUAUGAAGAUACAGGACAUUAAGGAAAGCAUGAACAACGUGGAGGACGAUGUGUACGCUGAAUUUUGUGCCCGCAUCGGGGUGGCCAACAUUCGCCAGUUCGAAGAGCGUGAGCUGGUGUUGCAACAGGAGCGUGCGAAAAAGCGGGCCGAAUUCGAGCAACAGAUUGAUCGCAUCAACAACAAUCUCGAAUUCGAACGAUCAAAAGACACGUCCAAAAAUGUUCAGCGCUGGGAGCGGGCAGUGCAGGAUGACGAAGAUUCGCUAGAAACGUACAAACAAACGGAAGCCCGGCAGCGGCAGGAAAUCGAGAAAGAUAAAGAAAAGAUCGAGCUGAUGAAGCAGGAAAAGGCGGCCCACAAAAACCUGGUCGACCAGAUGGAAGAAGAAAUGGCCAAAGCGAGACGGGAUGUGCAAGCGCUGGCCAAGGAGCUGGCCGCCAUCCAGCAGAGCAUUGCCAACAUCGAUACCAGAAUUGAAACGAUCAAGAGCAAACGGCACAACAUUCUGAUGCAGGCUAAGAUGGACGCGAUCGAGAUACCGCUGCUGCAAGGUUCCAUGGAUGACAUCGGACAGCAGCAAGCAGCGCAACAUCCGCAGGGAGGAGGUUCAGGUCAGAGUGGGGGAGACUAUGCUGCCGACGGGGGGACCGGUGGCGGAUCGGCAUAUGAACGGGAAAGCCGUAUCGAAAUCGACUAUCGACGGCUCGAGCAUCAUCUGAAAAAUUUGUCCGAUCCGGAUCAGAUUAAAAAGAGUGGCGACUCGUUGGCGAAGGAGCUGCAGGCCAAGCUGGACACGCUCGAGAAGAUUCAAACGCCCAACAUGAAGGCGAUGCAAAAGUUGGACCGAGUGACGGAAAAAAUUCAAUCCACGAACGAAGAGUUCGAGGCGGCUCGCAAAAAGGCGAAAAAGGCGAAGACAGCAUUCGAAAAGGUGAAAAACGAACGAUGUACACUGUUCACCAAUUGCUGCAACCACAUCUCCGACGCGAUCGACGCCAUCUACAAACAAUUGUCAAGGAACGAGGCUGCCCAGGCGUACCUUGGGCCGGAUAAUCCCGAGGAGCCGUACCUGGAUGGUAUUAACUACAAUUGCGUAGCGCCCGGCAAACGGUUCCAGCCGAUGAGCAACCUCAGUGGUGGAGAAAAGACGAUCGCUGCCCUUGCACUGCUAUUCGCCAUUCAUAGUUUCCAACCGGCACCAUUUUUCGUGCUGGACGAAAUCGAUGCGGCACUCGAUAACACAAACAUCGGCAAGGUGGCGUCUUAUAUCCGUGAAAAAACGACCAACCUGCAAACGAUCGUAAUUUCACUGAAGGAGGAAUUCUACGGCCAUGCGGAUGUACUGAUCGGUAUCUGUCCGGAUCCCACCGAGUGUCUGGUGUCGCAGACAUUGCUCUUUGAUCUGGAGUGUUAUAAGGAACAUAAUGAAUACUAG